AUGUGCUACACCCUGGUAGACUGCGUGGAUUGGUUUUUACCGAGCUCCCAUUCCCAACAUGCCAGCUUUGUCGUCUCUCACCCGAAGCCCGAGAUAGCCGAGAUUCUGCGCAUUUGCGCGUCUAUCCUCCGCAACAUCAAGUCCCUUACCCCCCUCCUGGACCGCGUCCUGGUCCAGCGCAUCAAGCCCGAGGCCAAGACCGCUUCCGGUAUCUUCCUCCCCGAGGCUGCCGUCAAGGAGCAGAACGAGGCCCAGGUCCUCGCUGUUGGCCCCGGUCUUUUCGACAAGGAUGGCAAGCGUCUCCCCAUGGGUGUCGCCGCCGGUGACAAGGUCCUCAUCCCCCAGUUCGGUGGUAACGCCAUCAAGGUCGGUGAGGAGGAGUACACUCUCUUCCGCGAUCAUGACAUCCUGGCCAAGAUCAAGGAGUAA
Molecule: messenger RNA, 429 nt
Organism: Penicillium olsonii
Lineage: Eukaryota; Fungi; Ascomycota; Eurotiomycetes; Eurotiales; Aspergillaceae
Source: the annotation of a GenBank genome assembly